CUCCGCAGCGUGCGCCCCCGCGGCUUGGAGGAAGCGCUCCCGGCCGGCGUGCCCCCGGUGCAAGGCUUGCUUCUGCUGCUCCUCUCACUCCUGGCUGCCUUCCACGUUGCGAGGCUUCUCAGGCAAGAGCGGCUGCGACGGAGGAGGCUGGAGCCGCCGGGCCCGUUCCCGUGGCCGCUGCUGGGCAAUGCGGCUCAGCUGGGCAGCGCCCCUCACCUGGCCUUCGGGCGUCUGGCGGCCACCUACGGCAAUGUCUUCCAGCUGCGCCUGGGUAGCUGGCCCGUGGUGGUACUGAGCGGCGAGCGCGCCAUCCGCGAGGCUCUCAUCCGCCAGGGAGCCGCUUUCGCGGGCCGGCCGUCUUUUCCCUCUUUCCAGCUGGUAUCCGGCGGGCGCAGCUUGGCCUUCGGCGCCUACUCGGAGCUGUGGAAGCUGCAACGGCGCCUGGCGCACUCGACGGUGCGAGCUUUCUCGGCGCGCCGCCUCCUGGAGCGCCCCCUGCUGGCCGAGGCGCGCGCCCUCGUGCGGCUCCUGGUGCGCGCUUGCGCCGGCGGCGCCUUCGUCGACCCUUCGAGGAGCCUGGUGGUGGCCGUGGCCAACGUCAUGAGCGCGCUGUGCUUCGGCCGCCGCUACAGCCACGCCGACGCCGAGUUCCAGCGCCUGGUGGGCAGGAACGAGCAAUUCGGGCGCACGGUGGGCGCUGGCAGCCUGGUCGACGUGCUGCCUUGGCUGCAGCGCUUCCCCAACCCGGUGCGCUCCGCCUUCCGCGCUUUCCGCGCCCUGAACCACGAGUUCUACAGCUUCGUGCGCCAGAAGUUCGUGCAGCACAAGAGCAGCCUGUGCCCGGGAGCCGCCCUUCGCGACCUCAUGGACGCCUUUAUCCGCCUCCAGCAGGCGCAGCCCGGCCUGCCUGUGGAGCACGUGCCGGCCACCGUCACGGACAUCUUCGGCGCCAGCCAGGACACCCUCUCCACCGCCCUGCAGUGGCUCUUGAUCUUCCUCAUCAGGUACCCAGAGGUGCAGGCUAAACUGCAAGAAGAAAUUGAUAAAGUGGUUGGCAGGGACCGUUUGCCUUGUGCCGAGGACCAGCCCCAUUUGCCUUACGUCAUGGCUUUCCUUUAUGAAUCGAUGCGUUUCAGCAGCUUUGUGCCAGUUACUAUUCCACACUCCACCACGAUCGACACCACCUUAAUGGGCUAUCGCAUCCCCAAAGAUACAGUGGUCUUUGUCAACCAGUGGUCAGUGAAUCAUGACCCGGUGAAAUGGCCUUCCCCAGAGGAUUUCAAUCCUGCGAGAUUCUUGGAUGAGGAUGGAUUCCUUAACAAAGACCUCACUAGCAGUGUGAUGAUUUUUUCAGUGGGCAAACGUCGGUGCAUUGGGGAAGAGUUGUCAAAAGUGCAGCUCUUUCUUUUUAUUGCCAUAUUGGUGCACCAGUGCAAUUUCACUGCUAAUCCAAAGGAAGACGCUAAAAUGAAUUUCACCUAUGGCUUGAGUAUAAAACCUAAGCCAUUUGAACUCAAUGUCACACUACGAGAUACCAUGGAUUUGCUGGAUAGUGCUGUACAGAGACUUCAAGGAGAAAAAGAUUCUGAAAAUUGCCUCCCAAAUAUGUAAGCUUUGAAGAUUGAACACUGUCUGUAGUACCCAUAUAAGGAUCAUUUUCUUAGUCUUUCUAUAUUUAAAUGAAGCCCAUAUAAUUGUUCUGGAGAGGUCGUAGCAUGAUAUGAAGUAAAACAAUACAUGGAUUUGUGAAUCCAACGUAGUGCUAAGUAAUCGUCCCAUCAGCGCAUGAAUAACAACUUGCCCGUCUCCUCCAACUGUGUGCCCCCUAAAUCUCUUCCAGGGGUCCUCCCAACCCUCUAGAGCAGAUUUGGGCACUGAGGAGAGGAAAGUCCCUUUGCGCAAGUGGACAUAUUUGCGCUGAUGGGGCGUGUUAGUUGAAUACUACUCAUGAUUUUUCAAAUCUGAAUUUGGUUUGGUAUUUCAUUAUCUCUGCAUUUCUUGCCAGCCAGAAGUAUCAAAGCUAUUCUCCAAAGUUGUUUUUUAAAAAAUCUGAGAGCUUUCCCACAGUAGGAAUUGCUAUGCUUAAUUUACUCCCUUUUUGUGGGGCAUCCACAUGGUACUGUCAUUGAGUCAUUGUCAUCCUAUUAUAUAUUUUCCCUGCAGUUAUUCUGUCUUUUCUCAAACCACAAAAAGUCUGAUUUUUUUCCAGAAGAACGGAAGAGUAGCACAAUCUCUCUGGUGCUGAUGCCUUUAGCACUACCCUUCUGUCUUUUUAAAAGGGAGUGGUUUUGACAGGGGCAGUCUGAUGGAUGAGGCAGUUGAAUCUAUUGUAGCUCAGCACACAUUCACUAUUGCGACAGGCACCAUUUUGUCAUCCUGUUUGUUUAUUUAUUUUUAAAAGUCUUUUAAUUAGCACUAAAAUGAUUUGCCAGGUAUUACUUUUUUUAAAAAAAAUGCAUGGGUGAAAUAUUACUUAAAUGAAAGUGUUACAGCACUACAGUGCUACUUUUUAAAAUAUGAUGGGGUAAAAUCUCUCUCCAGCCCCCUCCAUCGUGACCAUGUGAUUAAUGACAUUGGGAUUGUAGCUGUGAAUAACAGUUGUAUUUCAGUGCUGUGGUCAUGAAAUAUUUCUCCAUUCAAAUUCCAAAUGUUUUUGUUCAAAGAGAGAGAUUAAAAAUAAUCACAAUUUAAUUCUGAAA
Messenger RNA from Rhineura floridana, 2699 nucleotides. RefSeq names its product cytochrome P450 1B1. Gene Ontology annotation, molecular function: iron ion binding; steroid 17-alpha-monooxygenase activity; heme binding. The transcript is spliced from 2 exons. Gene Ontology annotation, biological process: hormone biosynthetic process; progesterone metabolic process. The annotation marks the transcript as partial. NCBI's taxonomy places the organism in Eukaryota, Metazoa, Chordata, Lepidosauria, Squamata, Rhineuridae. The record is from RefSeq and is a predicted model, not a curated record.